CAGGCUGAGUAUUAUAUAAUUUGGCAUAGUCAACAUGCAUACGUGAUAUUUAAUUAAGAUUAAAAUAUGGAGCCACGUACCUUGGUCAUAACAUUAACAAUCGCAUUAUUCAAAUUAGGAUAUUCAUCAUCACAAUAUACUUCUCCCCCGUUCCACAGGACGUUUUCUGAUGCUUGCAUUUCAGCGGGCAUAAAAGAUGAAAAUGCUUGUCCGCGAAUCGCUGGCAAAAGUCAGUGGUCAAAGGAAAAACGAACUUCUGAAAGUGACACGAGGUUUAAACCAACUAACCCUAGGAAAUGUUUUUCAAAAGUAUUAGUGUCAACCCAAAAGUGUAACGCAAAACCAGAAUGUGUAAUGACAGCUUACAAAUACUCACUUCCAAACAGAGGUCGUUCAGCUGGAAAAAGCAAUCCUUCUCAUUGCAUAAAAGACUGGUCUAUCGAAAGUACAUGUAAGGCAAAUGGACCAGGUGGAAAAAAUACCAGAACUACAUAUUUUAAUUGUUUUAGAAAAGGAGCGAGGAAUUUUUGUGGAGUCAAAUUUGAGAAUUGUAAACCGGUUCCUUGUUUUACUUGGACUGGUUAUAAGAGGCAAUGUUUCAUGGAAUGUAAGACGCCAAAAUUCACUGGGAUUGCGAUGCAUUUUGUAAGAAAUUGUAAAGAAUGUGGCGGGGAUAUAACAAAUAAUACUAAUUGUUCUGGGGGAGAGGAAGCAGCAACAAGGUUAGGGCGAUGCAUUGUGAGAUCAAAGGCAAGAGCUAGAGCGCCAGAUUGUGUUUUAGACACGACAACUGCAAUUGUAACCACGGCUCAACCGGAAACAACAAGGGGCAUCACUACCGCUAAGAUAACAAAAUUAACAACCACCACAAUUCAAACUAGUCCGCAUACCACAUAUGGGAGGACCAUCACAACACCAGAAACUUUCAGAACAUCUACUGCUAUAAAGAAAUUGGAUGCGACAACAAGUCAUACCACAAAAGCAAAAAUAACAACUGGACCAAAUAACCACAUAAAAACAAAGCCCACCAAAACCGUUCUUAGCACAACAAAACAGGACAAAACUGAACCGACUACAACAACUUCAAAAUCCACAACUACUAAACAAACCACAGGUUUUACAAAAUCAACUGCGACAAUUACCACUACCUCCACAACUAUAGUACCAGACUAUAUAUCAGUGAGCUCUACAAAGUCAAUUGUAAGAGCUACAACAACAAAUCCUCGAACUACAUCUUUAAAUUUUAACCAGGAGGAAUCCACAGCUAUUGUAGCUGCAAUACCUGGUGGUCAAUCAGGUCACGAUGAUAAUCCUUUCAACUUGGUAACCAUAGCUGGCGGUGCUGGUGCUGGCAUCAUAUUUAUUGUGUUGAUAGCAAUCAUAAUAUUUCUGUUGAUGAAAAGAGACACUAAAACGCCGCCCGGACCGGCUUAUAGCUCAUCUUCGUUGUAUAGAUCACGAAGUGGUAGAAAUCCCGUUGUUGAUAGUUCUUCAUUUCGCAUUGCCACUUGGAUUAGAGAAAGGCCAGCAUUACCGAACAGAAGCCGAACGUCAUCUGAUUCGGGGGUGUCUGACGCUGAAUAUUGGAAAAUUGGAGAAUCAUCAGAAGAAAAAAUAGCAACACCCAAUAAAUCCCAAACAUCUAUAGUCCCAGAUAUUGUGAAAAUUAUUCAAGUCGAAGGGGAAGAGCACAUUUACGAUGAAGUAUCCUUUGGUAUGGUGCAAGACGACAUGCAAAAGUUUGUACCGAUUACUCGAGACAGUCCAUUUAAAAAUAGUCGAACAUCAGCCAAAAGCACUCAUAGCGAACCGGCGGAAACGUCAACAUCUCGUGAACAGGAAUGGCCAAGGAGUGAAAGCGCCGUAUACGCAGUUGUACGCAAAACGCGUAAGAGAAAUGCAAAUUAUACGAAGAAAAGUCCCUCCGAAGCUGGAGAUGGAGACUUUAGGCGAAGAGUCGCCUCAGAACAUUCCGCCAGUAUUACUAGAUUAAAUGGACGACACCUUCGAGAAGGGGUUUUGCAAAUUGAAUUUGAUGAGAAAGAGGGCCUGCGAUGUAGAUUGUCAAACUCUAAUGUUUAUAUGAAUUUUGAAGAGACGGAACCUCCUCCGGUUAUAUAGCGAAAUAGUUUCUUUCACCGUUUAAAAAAGACAAAAAAAA
This is a messenger RNA of Styela clava, 2161 nucleotides long. RefSeq lists its product as uncharacterized. The record is from RefSeq and is a predicted model, not a curated record. NCBI's taxonomy places the organism in Eukaryota, Metazoa, Chordata, Ascidiacea, Stolidobranchia, Styelidae.